GUCAUUAAGUUUGACAGUUCAGGGGCAGACGUGUAAUUAUUUUUGUUUUCCAUAUUGGAAUUCGGAAAUAGAAAAUAGUUUGCGAUAUUCAUUAGUUUCCUUGCGGCAAUGGCGGGCUACUCAGAAGAUCAGCUAGCUGAAUUCCAGGAAGCAUUCCAGCUGUUUGAUUCUCGUGGCGAUGGUAAAAUUCAUGUUGCUCAAAUUGGGGAUGCUUUAAGAGCUCUAGGACAAAAUCCAACUGAGUCAGAUGUCAAAAAGUGUACCUUGCAUCUAAAACCUGAUGAAAGAAUUUCCUUUGAGGUGUUCUUGCCUAUUUACCAGGCAAUCUCCAAAGCACGUAGUGGUGAUACAGCUAAUGAUUUCAUAGAAGGUCUACGUCACUUUGACAAAGAUGGCAAUGGCUUUAUAUCAUCAGCUGAGUUGCGCCAUCUGCUCUCCACCCUUGGGGAAAAACUUAGUGAUGAUGAGGUGGAGCAGUUGCUUCAAGGUCAAGAAGACUCGCAGGGCAACAUCAACUACGAGAACUUCGUGCACCUCGUCAUGCAGGGCUAGGCCAUGGCUUGUACAAAUUCCAACAUAAAUAGUGAAUAAUUAUUGUGAGAGCCUUAAAUUUCCAUUGAUAUUUCCAUUUUCUCUAAAAAUUCCAAUAUGUUAUUGUAUUUUUAAGAUAUUUUAUACUAACUUAGUGUAGGUAUGUAACUGUACAAAUAUAUUUAACAUUAAAAUAAAACUACCAAUAUCAUGUAAAACUUCAGUAUUUUAUUGUCACUUACUUCAUAAUUAUAUCCGUUAUUUUGAUAAAGU
This is a messenger RNA of Parnassius mnemosyne (clouded apollo), 804 nucleotides long. The record is from the annotation of a GenBank genome assembly. Lineage: Eukaryota; Metazoa; Arthropoda; Insecta; Lepidoptera; Papilionidae.